This is a messenger RNA of Phyllopteryx taeniolatus (common seadragon), 1465 nucleotides long. It is a transcript of the gene mogat2, whose product is annotated as monoacylglycerol O-acyltransferase 2. Bases 271 to 1368 code for a protein of 365 amino acids. NCBI's taxonomy places the organism in Eukaryota, Metazoa, Chordata, Actinopteri, Syngnathiformes, Syngnathidae. The record is from RefSeq and is a predicted model, not a curated record. Gene Ontology annotation, cellular component: endoplasmic reticulum membrane. Gene Ontology annotation, biological process: triglyceride biosynthetic process; diacylglycerol biosynthetic process. Gene Ontology annotation, molecular function: diacylglycerol O-acyltransferase activity; 2-acylglycerol O-acyltransferase activity. The transcript is spliced from 7 exons.
CUUUUAAUCCAUAUAACCUACGUUGACCUUGUGACAUUGAGUCGUACGCUUUUUCUUCCGCUACGAAUGAAGAGAAUUGUCAUUUAUAACCGCUGCUCAUCUGGAGUUGCACUUUUGUCUUCUCUCAGCCAGAUGGGGCUGCCUUUGCAGAGGCCGACAUUUUCAGUCUUACAAAACCUGAACCUUUGUGCCACAGAGGCAGUUUCGAAAAGAGCCAAACUUUUUUGCAUUGCUCCAAAUAUGUCAUACGCUCAUGUUUGAAGGUUCUGUAUGAAGAAGGUCAAGGUUUACAGGGUCAAAGAUCAGAUGUGGGAUGAUAUGUUGCGAUUCUGCGAGUUUUCGCUCUUUCCUCGGGCCAAAAUGAAGAUUGAUUUUGCGCCAGUCGGCGUGCCCCUCCACAGGAGACUGCAGACUGUUGCGGUGCUGCAGUGGGUUUUCUCCUUCCUCGCCUUGGCACCCACAUGCAUCUUCCUGUUCGUCUACCUGCUCUUCACUCGGUACUGGUUGAUCAGCGUGCUUUAUUCUGUCUGGUGGUUCUUUGACUAUGACAGUCCUUCACAUGGAGGCCGCAGGGUGCCUUACUUGUGUGGAAUCAAACUAUGGGACUACAUGCGGGAUUACUUCCCUAUCAAGUUGCUGAAGACAGCUGAACUGGACCCUCGACACAACUAUGUCCUGGGCUUCCACCCCCAUGGAGUCCUGGUGGCAGGAGCCUUUACCAAUUUUUGCACCUACUCCACAGGCUUCAGGCAACUGUUUCCAGGCCUCACCUGCUACCUGCUCAUGCUGCCCCUUUGGUUUCGAACCCCAUUCUUCAGAGACUACAUAAUGUGCGCAGGUCUGAUUCCGUCUGAUAAAGAGAGCGCCAGUUAUCCCCUGCGUCAGAGGGGUGGCGGCAAUGCUGUUGCGAUCGCCGUCGGUGGCGCCCCGGAGGCACUUGAUGCCCACCCUGGGACGUACAAUGUACUGUUGGCCAAGAAGAAAGGUUUCAUUAAAAUGGCCAUGGAGCAUGGUGCUCACCUGGUGCCGGUCUUCUCGUUUGGUGAGAAUGAGGUGUUUGAUCAAGUGGGAAACUCAAGAGGAACCUGGCUUCGAAGUGUCCAAGAAAAGCUGCAAAGCAUCAUGGGUAUCUCCCUUCCACUCUUCCAUGCUCGUGGGAUUUUCCAAUACUCCUUUGGCCUCAUGCCAUACAGAAAAGCCAUCCAUACUAUCGUUGGACGGCCCAUCAGGGUGGAGAAGAAGGAGAAGCCGACCGUCGAGGAUCUUGACGCCCUUCACCAGUUGUACAUGGAUGAGCUUUGCAAUCUCUUUGAGCAGCACAAGACUAACUAUGGUGUGGACAAGGACACACACUUGAACUUCAUCUGAACUGGACAAACGAUGCAUUGCUAUUUAUUUUGUGAAGUUGAGAUUUUUUUUUUUUUUUUUUUGGAAACACAAAUUUGUUCUGGGAUGGUAAUGAAAG